GAAGUAAGCGAAGAUGCAUGAUAGCAGCACGUGGAGUUGAGAUUCCGCCAGUUAGUUUUCCGAUUAAACAAUCCAACAAUGAAACCAUCGGAGCUUCAUUCUCUCCCUCACACACACUCCACACAACAAAAACACACACACCACAAGCUGUUGCUAGCUGUCAUAAUCCUUUAUUCCAUGUGAUCCACCCCCCUAUUUACAUUCACUCCAACGUCAUUCAUCCAUCCAUCUUCCAUUAUUACAAGUGUUUUUUUAAGGGGCGGAACCUAGGCAAACUUUUUCGGUUGUUGGAAUAAGAUUUGCAUGGCGCAAUUGCCGCCAAAAUCGCCAACAAUGGGCCAGGAUUCUGGCCCACUGUUCAACUGGAUGGACGAGUUUGUAGAUUUCUCGUCCGCCAGGAGGAACGCUCACAGAAGAUCCACCAGCGAUCCAAUUGCCUUUGUUGAAGCUCCAUUUGCUAGUGAUGAUGCCAACGACAAUGAUGAGUUUGGACGUUUGGAUGAUGAACAGCUUAGCUCUAUGUUUUGCAACGAGUUCAACGCGAAUCUCCAGUCCCUAAAGACGUCGUCUACCGCUUGUGACCAAAAUAGCGACGAAGAAGAACCGAAACAACGGUCGCUGCAGCUGAAGAGUGAGCCCGGAGAUAUGGAUGAUGGUGUUGGUUAUGAACAUGAUUCGGAAUCCGGUAACCCGCGUGCUAUGGUUUCCGGACACGGGGGCACCGUUGUUGAUCCGAAAAGAGUUAAAAGGAUAUUAGCUAAUCGUCAAUCUGCCCAACGAUCAAGAAUCAGGAAACUGCAUUACAUUUCUGAACUUGAACGAAGCGUCACAACUUUGCAGACGGAAGUGUCCACAUUGUCGCCACGGGUAGCAUUUCUGGACCAUCAACGGCUGAUUCUAAACGUCGAUAACAGCUCGUUGAAGCAACGAAUCGCGGCUUUGAUUCAGGACAAGAUCUUCAAAGACGCUCAUCAAGAAGCAUUAAAGAAAGAGAUAGAGAGAUUAAGAAGAGUUUAUCAUGAACAAAACAUGAACAAGGCCGAUAAAUUCGGCGGGACCACCACCACUGGUUCACCGAUACCAAUGACAUCUCCGGCGCCGCCAGCCGCAGGAUCCGAUAAUUGUACGGAUGAUUAACAUUGGAUCUGGGAAAUAGAAGGAUGACAAAUGGGAGUGUGGGGUGGGGUGGGGUGGGGAGGGGUGCUGCUAAACUGCGCCCAUGCAGGCCACGUGAUGUGUUUUAAGGCUUUUGAGUGGUGGGGUGAGUGGUCCCAUAAUUGGCAUGUGACUUUUAUUAUUGCCCGGGAAAGUGUAAUUGUGUAUUUUUAAUUGUUUUAUUACCUUUUUGUUUUUUUAUUUUUUUAUUUGUAUUUUUAAGGGGUUUUCAUACUAACCAGAUGUUUUUGACGUCACGCGUUAAGCGGCGAUUCAGGUUAGCUUUAUAAAGUUACGAUUGCAAGCA
This is a messenger RNA of Helianthus annuus (common sunflower), 1462 nucleotides long. Its product is annotated as basic leucine zipper 19. Gene Ontology annotation, cellular component: nucleus. Gene Ontology annotation, biological process: positive regulation of DNA-templated transcription. Gene Ontology annotation, molecular function: DNA binding; DNA-binding transcription factor activity. Bases 304 to 1137 code for a protein of 277 amino acids. Lineage: Eukaryota; Viridiplantae; Streptophyta; Magnoliopsida; Asterales; Asteraceae. The transcript has 4 exons. The record is from RefSeq and is a predicted model, not a curated record.